CUUUCCAUUGUAGCGCAUGGCUUUGCUCGCCUCUCAAGCGUCCGGGCUUCGCGCCCUCGUCCGGGCAGCCACAUCGACCUCCUCCUCUACUGCUACUGCUACUCUUGCUACUAGUAUGAUUGCCGCCAGAGCGACUCCCGCUGCAGUGUCAGUGCGCUCGCUGAGCUCCCUGCAGUCGUCGGUCGCGCACAGCCCAGCCAUGCUGCUUCACGCCAUCCGCAGCGGAUCGGCGCUCGCCCCGGCCGGCUUCGCAACUGGAGCAACAGCUGCAUCACCGUCGACGAGCCUGGCGAGCGCGGCGGCAGCGAACGCGCACGCCGUCGGAUUGCUUUCCGGCGCUGCUGGAUCUGCAUUGGCCGUGUCGCCCGCCGCAUCGCCCCUCUUGGCGCAGGCCGUCCGCUGCGCACACAAGCGCGUCUUGAAGAAGCCCCGCUUGUACAAGCUAAAGUCGCGCAGCGCUGUCAAGCGGCGAUUCCGUCUCAUGGCCAACGGUCGCUACAAGCGUCGCCAAGCCGGCAAGCAGCAUCUGAACAUCCACAAGUCGCGCAAGCGAAAGAACCGUCUGGCCAAGACAGUGCUCACCACAAACACUCACACCAAGACCAUCCGUCGCAUUCUCGUCAAGCGGCGGUAGUCGGCCUUUCUGCAUUGACAAGUAUCAUUGGGGUUGGAUUCUACCAUUCCCAGUUGUCCUGCACACACCACACGCCUUUCAUUCGCGCUGUGUCGAUCCGUCCUUGUUUCGUUGUGUGACGAGUGAUGCUGUUGGUCAUCUUUGUGCAGUUUCUUUUUAAAAACAUUUGUGUUGUCACUGAAUCAAAAGUACAUAACCUGCCGUCACCAAGCACAGC
Messenger RNA from Capsaspora owczarzaki ATCC 30864, 851 nucleotides. RefSeq lists its product as hypothetical. NCBI's taxonomy places the organism in Eukaryota, Filasterea, Ministeriida, Capsasporidae. The coding region runs from base 17 to 634 and encodes 205 amino acids. Gene Ontology annotation, molecular function: structural constituent of ribosome. The record is from RefSeq and is a predicted model, not a curated record. Gene Ontology annotation, biological process: translation. The transcript has a single exon. Gene Ontology annotation, cellular component: large ribosomal subunit; ribosome.